Molecule: messenger RNA, 1257 nt
Organism: Chaetura pelagica (chimney swift)
Lineage: Eukaryota; Metazoa; Chordata; Aves; Apodiformes; Apodidae
Gene: ST3GAL5
Product: ST3 beta-galactoside alpha-2,3-sialyltransferase 5
Exons: 6
Coding region: 89-1195 (368 amino acids)
Molecular function (GO): lactosylceramide alpha-2,3-sialyltransferase activity
Source: RefSeq, a predicted model, not a curated record
GCAGCAAUGCUGAGUGACAAUAACUCUGUGAAGCUGAAAAGUGAUUGUUCACCCCCUGUGCAAUGGUGUGAGGUGGCUGCACAUAAAGAUGAGAAGACCAAGCUGGUUUUUAAAAGGUACUCGCAAACUUCUUGCACUGUUUGUGGUUGGAGGCUGCUUCCUUUAUAUCCUCAAAUUACAUUUUGGCCCUGAAGAAUGUGACAGAACAAAAAUGCCCUAUGUGGACCUCGAUCGUGUAAGGAGAGCAAAACACUAUGCCAGUGCUGCCCUGCGGGAGCAGUGCCGGCCUUCUUACGUGAAGAAAGAAAUGGGCAAGUUAUUUGCAGAGAAAUACAGCAAGGACAUGUCUCCAUUUGUAAAAAAAAAUAUAAAUGAAGAUGACGCUCUAUUUAAAUAUGAACCUCCUUUUGGAUUUCACAAGUUCUUUGAUAAGCUGAAAGAUCUCCUUGAACUCUUACCUGAACAUGAUUUACCAGAAGAUUUGAAGUCGAAACACUGUAAGCGUUGUGUUGUUGUCGGCAGUGGUGGAAUUCUUCAUGGAUCAGAGCUGGGUCACUUAUUGAAUCAGUUUGAUAUUGUUAUAAGGUUAAAUGAUGCACCAGUUCAAGGUUACACAGAUCACGUUGGUAACAAAACUACUAUAAGGAUGACUUACCCAGAAGGAGCCCCCCUUUCUGAGCAUGAGUAUCCUCCUGCUAGCUUGUUUGUGGCUGUUUUGUUUAAAAGCGUUGAUUUCAACUGGCUCCAAGCAAUGGUGAAAAACGAAACCUUGCCUAUGUGGGUGCGACUCUUCUUUUGGAAGGAGGUUGCUGAGAAAAUUCCUUUUACAUCAAAGCAGUUUCGGAUUCUGAAUCCAGUCAUCAUCAAAGAGACAGCUUUGGACAUUUUACAGUUCCCUGAACCCCGAUCAAAAUUCUGGGGUUGGGAUAAGAAUGUGCCUACAAUUGGGGUCACAGCAGUUGUUCUGGCCACACAUCUAUGUGAUGAAGUGAGCUUGGCAGGAUUUGGAUAUGAUCUUGAUCAGCCCAGCGCACCUUUGCACUAUUACAACAACCUCUGCAUGGCUGCCAUGAACGGACAAACGAUGCACAAUGUGACGAGCGAAAGGAAAUUCCUGCAAAAACUGAUCAAAGAAAAAAUUGUCAAAGACCUCACUGGUGGGAUACAUUGUGAAUUCUGUGGCAAAGACAGCUAGUGAUUCCAGUGUGGCGUGGUUUGGAUUUGUGAAAUUUCCAGAGGUUCAGCUGGAACAACAUU